UAAGCUCGUUUGCUGACUGACAGCAAGCUUAGUAGUGGGUUCUGUUUAUAGUCUUUUUUUUUCUGCUUGCUAUCUUUGUUUUAUGAAGAGGUGUGAUAAAGCAUAGUUACAUAUAUAAGACACAAAUAACAAGCAGCAGUAGAAACAUCGUCAGCGACGCGACAACGAGAGGCCACAUACAUAUAUAGAUAGACAGAACCAACAUCGAAAGCGACAACAGAGGAAAGAAAGUAAUUACGAAUAGCGACUUCCAGCAUUUCUACCAUAUACAGACGCUUGACAAUGGAAGAGAGGGCACAAAAACUCAUCGAAUUUCUUCGAAAUGAAUGCAUUAAACGGGGAUGUACAUCAGGUAUUAAAGGUCUGGGUCUCAUUUUCCGAUCAAUGGACAUCGAUUUUUCUAAAAGAUUAUGCUUCGAUGAACUGAAACUCGGUAUCCAGAGAUAUGGAAUUGAGAUUAGCGAUUCUGAUCUGCUUAUACUUUUCAAUGCCAUAGAUAUAGACAAUAAUAAAACUAUUGAUUUUGGUGAAUUCAUGCAUAAGUUACGCCCACCACUGACAGGAAUUCGCCUGGCUGUUGUCAAAGAAGCAUUUCAAAACUUAGAUGUUAAUAACGACACUGUAAUUGCUGUGGACGAUCUCAAAGUAUUCUUUGCGAAUAAUGCUAUGGAACAUCCUAAAUAUCGUUCUGGAGAAUGGACAGAAGAAGAGACUUUACGGAAUUUCUUGGACGGUUUGGACACACCUGGUUGCUGUGAUGGCAAAGUAACCGAAGAGGAAUUCAUAAAUUAUUAUGCUGGGGUCAGUGCUACUGUAGAAGACAGUAGCUACUUUGAUCUUAUGAUGAGAUCUACAUACAAACUUCCGGCCAAAUCUACUUGUUAGGUGAUAAUUUAAAAACACUGGUCAAACAACUAUACAGUCUCUACACAAUGGAAUUGUAAUAUAAAAGUUAUGUUGCGAAUACACACUCACAUACACUCUCACACGUACACAGAUACACACUCACGUACGCACACACAUACACAUUCGCGCGUGCACACACACACUUAUACACAUAUACAGAGAGAGAGGGGGGAGUGUCACAGGUAUUUUAAUUUAUUUUCAAAAUAUACCUAAUAUACUGCUUUAUUAAAACUGGUAGUAAUAUAUGCUUAUAUAUUCUCGCAUGAAUACAGCUUUAUGUUCAUGCAUGACAGACUACAGACAUUCAUGUAUUUUUUAUCUCGAAAAACAAAACCUAACCUACAAAUGUAUACAUACGUGGUCUGAUCAAUAAGUAUCCGGACUGUUGCCAUAGUAGUGAAGCUAAAGCAAGCAGAGUAAAGGCGCUUAGCACAGAUUGGUCUUGAACUCAGGUGUGCAUGUGCACUAUGUUUUAACGUUCUAGCUCACUUCCGCUGUUUACAGCAGUACAUGGAAGGAAGGUGUGUAGCGUGUGAUCGUCGCAUUGACCAUGACAGAGAAAGCUGAGCAGAGUAUCUGUAUCAAACUUUGCCAAAAUUUUGGCGAUACCUGCUCAGAGGCUUACGCAAAGUUUUCAGAAAGUUUUCAUCGUUCUCAACACAAUCAAAGAGAUCUUAUGCAUCUGAAAUCCGAGUGUUUUUUCAUUUUUUUUUUAUCAGCUGAAAGUAGUUUUCACACAAACUUGGCAAACACGAGUUUCAUAUUCAAAUCUUCAGUGAUAAUGAACUGAACUGAAACGUAACUAAUCUGCACAUCCUUUGAUAACUCACGGAUGGUGAUUCGACGAUUUCCCCUCACAGCUUCACGCACAUCUGCGAUGUUUUCUCAGUUCUGCGGGUUUCCCAGAAUGUUCAUCAAUAUCUGAACCACUCGUACACUUGUGUGCGGCUCAUACAUCUCUCUCCAUACACUUUCUGCAACUUUGCGUAGGCCUCUGAGCAAGAAUCACUAUGACAGCUUUCUCUGUCAUUGUCAAUGCGAUGAUCA
Messenger RNA from Octopus sinensis (East Asian common octopus), 1953 nucleotides. RefSeq names its product calcyphosin-like protein. The transcript has 3 exons. NCBI's taxonomy places the organism in Eukaryota, Metazoa, Mollusca, Cephalopoda, Octopoda, Octopodidae. The record is from RefSeq and is a predicted model, not a curated record. Bases 283 to 885 code for a protein of 200 amino acids. Gene Ontology annotation, molecular function: calcium ion binding.